UUUCCCAAAUGCAGAGAGCACCACUCCACUAUCUCUCUUCUCUACAAAACACCCCUUCACUCCACUACUUUUCUGUCUCUCUCUAGGAUUUACAAAUUUCAUUUAUUCACUCUCCAGAUCCAGAAAUUAGUUAGGGUUUACAAAUUUCAUCAAGAUUUUAAGUCAAUUUGUUUAACAAUGGUUGCAGUAGGAGCAUCAAUUGGGAUCGAUUUGGGAACAACAUAUUCAUGUGUUGGUGUAUGGGAAAAUGGAAGAGUUGAGAUUGUUGCUAAUGAUCAAGGAAAUCGUAUUACUCCUUCUUGUGUUGCUUUUACUGAUUAUCAGCGUUUCAUCGGUGAUGCUGCUUUGAAUCAAGUUGCUAUGAACCCUAUUAACACUGUUUUUGAUGCGAAACGUUUAAUUGGUAGGAAAUUCAACGAUACCUCUGUUCAGAGUGAUAUGAAGCUUUGGCCUUUCAAAGUCAUUGCUGGAAAAGAUAAGAGACCAAUUAUUCAAGUCAAUUACAUGGGACAGGUUAAAAUGUUAUCAGCUGAGGAAAUCUCAUCCAUGGUUCUCACUAAGAUGCGAGAAACAGCCGAAGCUCACCUAGGUACAACUGUUACGGAUGCUGUUAUCACAGUCCCUGCUUACUUUAAUGAUUCACAACGCCAAGCUACUAAAGAUGCUGGUCUUAAUGUACUUCGAAUCAUCAAUGAACCAACAGCGGCAGGAAUUGCUUACGGUCUAGAUAAGAAGGCGUCCAAUGUAACCACUGAAAAGGACAAGGCGACUAAUUCUGUUGCAGAGAAUGUUCUUAUCUUUGAUCUUGGUGGUGGUACAUUUGAUGUUUCAAUACUCAACAUCAAAGAGAGUGUCUACGAAGUCAAGGCUACAGAUGGAGAUACCCAUCUUGGAGGAGAGGAUUUCAAUAGCAGAAUGGUUAAUCACCUUGUUCAAGAGUUCAAGAAGAAGCACAACAAGGACAUCAGUAAACAUCCAAAGGCACUCAGGAGGCUGAGGACAUCUUGCGAAAGGGCAAAGAGAACUCUGUCAUCUACUACUCGGACAGCAAUUGAGAUUGAUGCUUUGUAUGAAGGAAUUGAUUUUCAUGCAUCUGUCACUCGUGCUAAAUUCGAAGAGUUGAACAUGGAUCUGUUCAAGAAAUGUAUGGAACCUGUUGAGCUGUGUUUGACUGAUGCUAAGAUGGACAAGAACAGCAUUCAAGAAAUUGUUCUCGUGGGUGGGUCCACUCGAAUUCCCAAGAUUCAGUCUCUACUGCGAAUUCCCAACAUCAACCCUGAUGAGGCUGUAGCGUAUGGUGCUGCAGUGCAAGCUGCUAUUCUGAAUGGUGAAGCUAGUGAGAAGGUGCAGGACUUGGUGUUGAUGGAUGCCACCCCUCUUUCUCUCAGUGUUGAGACGAUAGGAGGUGUUAUGAGCGUGGUGGUCCCAAGGAACACAGCCAUUCCCACCAAGAAACAAAAACCUUAUACUACCACUUUGGACAAUCAAAUUAAUGCGAAGUUUUCGAUAUAUGAGGGUGAGAGAAUUAGAGCCAGUGACAACAACUUGUUGGGUACCUUCGUGUUAUCUGGAAUUGCACCCGAGCCUCGUCAUACUGCAAAGCUUACAGCAUACUUUGAUGUUGAUGCAGACGGUAUAUUGACGGUGGUUGCCGAGGACAUGAAAUUAGGUAGUAAAAAUAUGAUUACUAUCAAAAAUAAUAAGGGAAUGUUGUCUUCUGAUGAGAUUAAGAGGAUGGUUCAGGAGGCUGAGAAAUACAAGUCAGAUGAUGAAAAACACAGUAAGAAGGUAGAAUUAAGGAACAUCUUUGAGAUAUAUGCAAUCAAGAUGAGGAACAUGAUCAGUAAUAGCGGAGUAAUGCUAUCAUCAAAGGAUAAGAAGAAGAUCAAGAAUGCAGUCAACAAGGCCAUUCAGUGGUUGGAUAGCAAUGGAUAA
Molecule: messenger RNA, 1935 nt
Organism: Papaver somniferum (opium poppy)
Lineage: Eukaryota; Viridiplantae; Streptophyta; Magnoliopsida; Ranunculales; Papaveraceae
Product: heat shock cognate 70 kDa protein-like
Exons: 3
Coding region: 178-1935 (585 amino acids)
Biological process (GO): cellular response to unfolded protein; protein refolding
Cellular component (GO): cytoplasm
Molecular function (GO): ATP binding; misfolded protein binding; ATP-dependent protein folding chaperone
Source: RefSeq, a predicted model, not a curated record